This is a messenger RNA of Theobroma umbraticum, 2744 nucleotides long. Its product is annotated as neutral ceramidase 1-like. Gene Ontology annotation, biological process: sphingosine biosynthetic process; long-chain fatty acid biosynthetic process; ceramide catabolic process. The record is from RefSeq and is a predicted model, not a curated record. Gene Ontology annotation, cellular component: extracellular region. Lineage: Eukaryota; Viridiplantae; Streptophyta; Magnoliopsida; Malvales; Malvaceae. Gene Ontology annotation, molecular function: N-acylsphingosine amidohydrolase activity.
CCCCGAGCAGUUCCCCGCAGCUAAAUUCCAAAAACAAAACUUGGAGAAAUCGCAAAGCUGUAACAAACAACAGCAUAAUCACUCUCGUCUUCCCUACUAAGCAACCAUUUUCAAGUUUCCUUAGUUUGAUUCCUUUAAGAAUCGUACCCUCCCACCACCUCCCUCUCUUUAUCUUUACGUACAAAAUAUCAGAAGAAGCUGAGAGAAAUCUCUACUUUCAUCGGAAAGGAAAAUAAGAAGAAUGUACUAAGUGCUGAUUGGUGUACUUGGUGGGUUCACGAUGGAAGUACUUGCUUCUGUUGGCUGUUAUUUUCAAAGUCCUUUGAGAACUAUUUGGUUAUGGAUAUCCCUGUUACUUGUGCUGCAAUCUAGUAAAACAGUACUCUCAGAUUCCAACUAUUUGAUUGGGCUUGGAAGCUAUGACAUUACUGGACCUGCUGCUGAUGUUAAUAUGAUGGGAUAUGCUAACACAGAACAAAUUGCUUCGGGGAUUCACUUCAGGCUGCAAGCUCGCUCAUUUAUUGUGGCAGAGCCGCAGGGGAAACGAGUAGUAUUUGUUAAUCUUGAUGCUUGUAUGGCUUCGCAGUUGGUGACAAUUAAAGUGCUUGAGAGAUUGAAAGCAAGAUAUGGGGACGUAUAUACUGAACAGAAUGUUGCUAUUAGUGGUAUUCAUACCCACGCGGGUCCUGGGGGUUAUCUCCAAUAUGUGGUGUAUCUUGUGACAUCUCUUGGAUUUGUUCGUCAGUCAUUUGAUGUCCUGGUAGAUGGCAUUGAGAAAAGUAUUGUACAAGCUCAUGAAAAUCUCCGACCUGGAUCAAUUUUUGUUAAUAAGGGAGAGCUAUUAGAUGCUGGUGUAAACCGUAGUCCUAGUGCCUAUCUCAAUAACCCUGCAUCAGAGCGCGGCAAAUAUAAGUAUGAUGUUGAUAAAGAAAUGACCCUUUUGAAGUUUGUAGACAACCAGUGGGGUCCAGUGGGUAGCUUCAACUGGUUUGCAACUCAUGGAACAUCAAUGAGUCGUACAAACUCACUGAUCAGUGGAGAUAACAAAGGUGCAGCAGCACGAUUUAUGGAAGACUGGUUUGAGCAGAAUGGUAUUAAAAGUUCAUAUAUUAAUGAUUUGGAGACUGAUGGAAUACCUCGAAGAGUCUCAAACAUUAUCCCAAACCUUCAUAAUAAUCACCAUGAGUUGCUGGAGCUUGCUGCAUCAUUCCAGUCGUCUCCUGGUAGGCCUGCAACCAGGACUCUGAGUGUUGCUAGACGUGUCAGGGGUGCUCUUAGACAGGCUGAUAAGCCUGGAUUUGUCUCUGCAUUCUGCCAAACAAAUUGUGGUGAUGUUAGUCCCAAUGUACUUGGAGCGUUUUGCAUAGACACUGGCCUUCCUUGUGACUUCAAUCACAGCACCUGUGGUGGAAAGAAUGAACUGUGCUAUGGCCGAGGACCUGGCUAUCCUGAUGAAUUUGAAAGUACACGUAUUAUUGGAGAGAGGCAAUUCAGAAAAGCUGUGGAUCUGUUCAACAAAGCAUCUGAGCAGUUAAAAGGAAAGGUUGACUACCGCCACACUUACCUAGACUUUUCCCAGCUUGAGGUAACAGUUCCUAAACAGGGAGGAGGUUCUGAGGUGGUUAAAACAUGUCCUGCUGCAAUGGGAUUUGCAUUUGCUGCAGGAACAACUGAUGGACCUGGGGCAUUUGAUUUUAAGCAAGGAGAUGACAAGGGUAAUCCAUUCUGGAGGCUUGUGCGCAACUUACUUAAAACUCCAGAUAAGAAACAAGUUGAUUGUCAGCAUCCAAAGCCCAUCUUGCUAGAUACUGGUGAAAUGAAGCAACCAUAUGAUUGGGCGCCUUCAAUACUUCCAAUCCAGAUCCUUCGGAUAGGGCAGCUAGUCAUUCUCAGUGUACCUGGGGAAUUUACAACAAUGUCUGGGAGGCGUCUUCGUGAUGCUGUGAAGACGGUGCUUACUGGCAGUGGAAAUGGAGAAUUUGGUAGUAACAUUCAUGUUGUUAUAGCUGGGUUGACUAAUACAUAUUCACAGUAUGUUACAACCUUUGAGGAGUAUGAGGUGCAGAGAUACGAGGGUGCCUCCACACUGUAUGGUCCACACACCCUUAGUGCCUACAUUCAGGAGUUCCAGAAGCUUGCUAGUGCUCUUAUCAAAGGUCAACCUGUUGAACCUGGCCCACAACCUCCAGAUCUUCUAAACAAGCAAAUAAGCUUACUCACUCCUGUUGUUAUGGACUCUACUCCUGCUGGUACAAACUUUGGGGAUGUCAGCUCCGAUGUUCCUGCUAACUCAACCUUCAAGAUAGGUAACACGGUGACUGUUGUCUUCUGGUCUGCUUGCCCGAGGAAUGACCUCAUGACAGAGGGUACAUUCUCCCUUGUUGAGAUACUCCAAGGGAAGGAUACAUGGGUCCCAAAGAUAUGCGACGAUGAUUUCUGCCUUCGCUUUAAGUGGUACCUUCGAAGCAGUCCCCGAAGUCAAGCAACGAUAGAAUGGACAAUCCCCUCUGCGUCGCUAGGAGUAUACAGAAUCAGACAUUUGGGGCUGCGAAAGCGCUGGUCAAUUCGGCAUUUCACUGGAUCAUCUAGUGCUUUCGUGGUAGCAUGAGAAAAAGCAGAAGCUGUCUGUAAUGAGUUGCAUUAGGUUGUAACUUUUACAGGGACAAAUCCACGAAAUGUACCUAUAAUGCUGAAUUCAUGUGGCUCAUUUGAUUUCCAGUGCAAAAGAUGAAAAUUCCGACAAA